AUGGAUCACGUCGACAGUCACUUGGCUCACCAAGCCAGCCAAGAAACUGCAUCAUUCUUCACUCCUCUCAAUUUCGUCCUAAUCUGCGCCGUCCUCUACACAACAUAUGCCCUCAUGCGCUCAUCGCCACCACCAUCGCUCCCCCGCGACACCCCAUCAACCGUGUUCCGAACAUACACUCCUCACACACUCCUUCCCUUCAACGGCGAGGAGGGCCGCCCUGUCUAUCUCGCUGUUCGCGGCCGUGUUUUUGAUGUCUCACCUGGGCGUAACUUCUAUGGUCCUGGUGGCCCGUACAGCAACUUUGCUGGCAGGGACGCGAGCCGAGGUCUUGCGUGCGGCAGCUUCGACGAAGAUAUGCUGACCAAGGAUCUUGAUGCUCCGCUUGAUAAGCUCGAGGGGUUGGAUGCGGAACAGAUGGAUGCGCUGCAGGGUUGGGAGGAGAGGUUUUUGGAGAAGUACACUGUUGUUGGAAAGCUGGUUUCUGUGCAAGACUACGAGGCGCAGAAGGCCUGA
Fusarium poae is the source of this 516-nucleotide messenger RNA. RefSeq lists its product as uncharacterized. Bases 1 to 516 code for a protein of 171 amino acids. The record is from RefSeq and is a predicted model, not a curated record. Lineage: Eukaryota; Fungi; Ascomycota; Sordariomycetes; Hypocreales; Nectriaceae. Gene Ontology annotation, cellular component: endomembrane system; membrane. The transcript has 2 exons.